Aspergillus ibericus CBS 121593 is the source of this 2250-nucleotide messenger RNA. Its product is annotated as stress-regulated transcription factor RPN4. Lineage: Eukaryota; Fungi; Ascomycota; Eurotiomycetes; Eurotiales; Aspergillaceae. The transcript has a single exon. Gene Ontology annotation, biological process: regulation of transcription by RNA polymerase II. Gene Ontology annotation, cellular component: nucleus. Bases 1 to 2250 code for a protein of 749 amino acids. The record is from RefSeq and is a predicted model, not a curated record.
AUGUUCAUGCACCCUUCUGCACGUAAGGGUUUGAUCACUGAACCAACUUCCGCUCCAUUCUUCAACUACCAAGACCCCGUUUGCAUACAAGACGACCAGCUCCUCGAUUACUCUCAAGAGGCCGCGCUCCACUUCUUCGACCAACAACAACCUCGCCUGCAGACUCCAUUCCAGUACCAACCGGAUUUGCAGUUCGCUUCUCCGCCCUCUUCCGCGCCCUCUUCGCCUACCUCCUCCCCCGCCUCGACCAUCUCCCCCUAUCCGGCGACAACUGCAGUUGCCCCGGAAUACUCCUCUGCCGUCUUUGACGGUAACUCCUUCGAGGCCCCUUCGAUGACACCUUCUUCCUCCUACAACCCUUCGAUCAACAUCCAUCAUUCCGCAUCGCCGCCCUCACAGACCUUCCUGCCUCAAUACACCCAACCCUACUACUUCAACGGCAAUCCGAUGUUGGCACAACAGUCCGUCGCAAACAACCACGGCUGGGACGCCAAUCUGCAGCUGUUGGGCCAGGCUCGUCUCCCGAACAACCUCUCCCGCGUGCCCCAGUUCGCCCAGGAUUCGCAGUUGAAAGCCUCCGCCAGUCCGUCUUCCAGCCGGUCUGCACCAGCCGGCAGCUCCUACCAGAGGAACAACGGCCUCUCGAAGCCUCUGUCCACUCCCGUGCAGACGCCCGUGCAGAACUCGCUGCCUGCGGUCCCGUUCCAAGAUGGUAGCCAGACUGACGCAGAACUUGCAAUGAGACGGGCUGUCUUGGAACAGCAGCAGAAGCAGCAGCAGCAGCAGCAACAGCAACAGCAACAGCAACAGCAACAGCAACAGCAUCAUCAUCAUCAGCAUCACUCCAGCGACUACUCAUUAGCUCCUUCGGUGUCGAGCGUGAGCCACAACUCGCCUGUGACUCCACAGACGGGAUAUGAAGACCUCGACGACGCAUCGAAGGCAAUUGUUAAUGGUGAGAACCGCUUUUCCGAUGUGGACAAGUGGAUGAAUGAAUACUUACGCCUCGAUGCGCUUCCAGACUACAAUCACCACAACGCGAACGGGAACAUGUCCAUUGGCAUUCCCAAGCUCAAUCGCACCAUUUCUGACAUCUACCAAGACGAGCUCUACAACCCGACUUUGAUGUCGACCCCGCAGGUGCCCAAGCAGCAGUCGACGAACCAGCCGAACAUGUUGGCGCCUUCGUUCCGCAAUGUGAUCGCCGAUCGUCUCCAGGCUGCGAACCAGGGUCACUUGACCGCACGGUCUCAGUCUCCGAUGGUGAGCAUGCAGCGGGAUCGUUCGCCCUUCCGGCAGAACUCUCCCAUGGCUGCGGAGUACAAUCACGCGGCUCUCCAGCAGCCCCCAAUGGCCACCAGUGCUCCGACCUCGCAAAACGGGGUGAACAUGGGACCGGCGGCCCAGGGCGAGCCUAAAACCAUGUCCCCCAAGGAUGCAUUGCUGGACUUCAAUGAAGGCGAUGAUGCCGGUCUCCCCUUGUUUCCCCCGUCCUCACAGCCCGACUUCAAUCUGGGGGAGGCACUUGGCGGACUCCGCCGGGAGAGUUCCUCGUCGUUCCAGCCGGCUUCGAACUUUACUUCGAUGGAGUCGUUUCCCACCCAAUACGCUACGCAGGCACCCCAGCAGUUUCCCUUUGCUCAACCGGCCCAGGGUCACCGCCAAUCCCAACAGCAGAACAGUCUUCUGCAUCAGACUCCCGAGUUCCCUGCGUCUCUCCCUCGGUUCGACUCUACGGGUAGUGAUGUGCUUCCUUCGACCGAGAUGACAUCCCCCCAAGCCCCGCCCAAGAUGCCCUCGCAGGCACAGCCUAUCAAGGAAGAGAUUACUCGCCCGGAGAACACCUCCGCGGAUAGCGGCACCUACACCUGCACGUACCAUGGCUGCACGCUACGGUUUGAAACCCCGGCCAAGCUGCAGAAGCACAAGCGCGAGGCACAUCGCCAGACCACUCCCGGGGGCCACCUGGUGAGUCGCGAUACGUCGGCCCGCAACUCGCAGGCGGGCCCCCACAAGUGUGAGCGCAUCAAUCCGUCGACGGGCAAGCCGUGCAACUCGGUGUUCUCGCGGCCCUACGAUCUGACGCGGCACGAGGACACGAUCCACAAUGCCCGCAAGCAGAAGGUGCGGUGUCACCUGUGCACGGAAGAGAAGACCUUCUCGCGCAAUGAUGCGCUCACCCGGCAUAUGCGCGUGGUGCAUCCCGAGGUGGACUGGCCCGGCAAGCAACGGCGGAGAGGACGGGAGUGA